AUGGCAUUACCAACAGGGUCUUCAGCGCUUAAAUCAGUCACGCUUGAGAGAUACGUGGUCUACAUACGCAAAGAAGUCUACCCGCUGAAUGAUGUUCUCGAAUGCUCCGGAACGGAUCCUGAGAGCGCAGACGCAACGUUCCAAGUGGCGGCGGACGCUCAGGACCCCAGUCUGGUGAAUAUAAAAUCCUCCAACGGCAAAUACUGGAGGAGGGCAGACAAUGAGAGUUCGUGGAUUGUGUCCGAUGCAGUCGAGAUACAUGAAGAUCAAGACUCGUGGGAGUGUACACUCUUCAGGCCUGUGAAGGUUGAUGACGACCCACAAAACAACAGAUACAGAUUCCAACACGUGCAACUCGGAUACUAUAUACAGCCACUCGCUAAAUGGGAGGGUGAACUCAUACUCAAUGCACACCAAGAAGCCACCAACGACGACCAAAUCUUUGAAGUCAUUUCCAAAGAGACUCAAACAUGA
This is a messenger RNA of Prunus persica (peach), 474 nucleotides long. RefSeq lists its product as uncharacterized. Lineage: Eukaryota; Viridiplantae; Streptophyta; Magnoliopsida; Rosales; Rosaceae. The transcript has a single exon. The coding region runs from base 1 to 474 and encodes 157 amino acids. The record is from RefSeq and is a predicted model, not a curated record.